Molecule: messenger RNA, 2029 nt
Organism: Pristis pectinata (smalltooth sawfish)
Lineage: Eukaryota; Metazoa; Chordata; Chondrichthyes; Rhinopristiformes; Pristidae
Product: fibrinogen alpha chain-like
Exons: 6
Coding region: 77-1873 (598 amino acids)
Biological process (GO): protein polymerization; blood coagulation; platelet activation
Cellular component (GO): fibrinogen complex
Molecular function (GO): signaling receptor binding
Source: RefSeq, a predicted model, not a curated record
UCCACUUUCUUGAUAAGUGGGAUGUCGAAAUAUUGACUGUCGAUUUUAGGAUUAAAACUUGACAGAUGAGAGAAAGAUGAGACAUUCUGGAUGCUCCACAGCUGGUAAAAUGCGAGGAACACUGGUCUUAGGUUUGAUAAUAUGCUUCAUUCAUUUAUCAGUGUCCACCCUUUCGCCCCGUGGUCCACGACCUACCGAGUUUGGUCACCUAAGAUCAUCUUCAUGUUCAGAGCAGAACAAAUGGCCAAUCUGUACUGACGAUGACUUGGGCCCUAAAUGUCCAUCUGGAUGCAGAAUGCAAGGAUUAAUAGAUGUUAAAAACCAAGAAAAUGAUGAGCGGGUACGAGACAUCCGACGCCUGUUGGAAGAGUAUUCCAAAAUGUUUGGGAAUACUCACAUUACUGUGACUGAAGCUAUCAAUAGAAUCAGACAGUCUCUGGAUGGAUUGGGAAGAUUUGGUGAUAACUAUUAUCAGCAAGUAGAUCAUCUGAAUUCCAGACUUACUAUUUUGCAGAACAGAAUCAAUGAACAAAUUAAUAAAAUAAAUCGACUGCGAAACACCAUUUUAGAACAAUUCAACGAGAUUACAAGACUGGAGGUUGACAUUGAUAUCAAGAUACGGGCUUGCAAAGGAUCUUGUAAAAAAUCAUUCAUUUACAACAUUGAUAGAGAACGUAAUGCACAACUGGCAAAAAAUCUUAUGUCUAUGACUUCAUUCAGAAUUGAAAGGAUUGAAUAUGGAAAACCAACUCACACUUUCAAAAUAAGGUUACUAAAAGGUGUAACCAAUACUAAUUAUAAAACUGCUGAUAUAGGAGAUACAUAUCCUCAUUUCUGGGAUGACACAAAUGUGAGGGAAUUUAGCCUAGAAACAAAUACUGAAGUUUCAAGUGGUAUUGAAAGUAAAGGUCUAAUUAGUUAUGAUCCAGCAGUUAGUGCAACUCCACAGUCAGGUGUAAAAAUACUAACUGAUACAAGGGGUACAAGUAGCACAUCUCGGCAUGUAAUUACACACUCAAGUGGAAAAACACUAACUGAUGGAAGUGGUACAAGUAGCACAUCUCGGUAUGUAACUACACACUCAAGUGGAAAAACACUAACUGAUGGAAGUGGUACAAGUAGCACAUCUCGGUAUGUAACUACACACUCAAGUGGAAAAACACUAACUGAUGGAAGGGGUACAAGUGGCACAUCUCGGCAUGUAACUACACACUCAAGUGGAAAAACACUAACUGAUGCAGAUGUUGAACAUAGCAUAUUGCGAGGUGAUGGUAUAUAUAGUAGUGAAUUGCACCACUUCGCAGACAAUCUUGAUGAAAAAUCACAUGUCCCAAAUCGACAUUUCACCCAGAGUUCCCAGCUUAAAACAUCCACUUCACAUGGGUCUGUAACUACUAAAACAAUCAUUUCAAAAGAUGGUAGAGUUACUGAAACAGUCACAGUAGGUGCGCCUGAUUUCCUCUCUUCUCCAGUUGAACAUUCUUUUGGUGAAUUAGGAAUACCAUUAAAUACUAAGACUGCUACUAGCACAUCCACACAUCACUCACCUGACUUUGAAAGUCUUCGGACUUCAGGUACCAAAUCCACUGCAUCUAAGGUGGGUAGUAGGGUAGUUCAUAGAAUCACAAGCACUAGUGACUCAGGCGACUUCUCAAACCUAGGGGAUUUCACUGAUUUUGGCACUGCAGAUAGCAGAGAGCCAGGUGUCAGAGUGGAUGGGCUUAGUAGUUCAACAAGAACAGUUAUUCAUGAAACACAACGCUGGUCGAAAGAGGGUGGUUCAAAGGGAUUCAGAAGUAGCCAUGAUGUGAAUGUGCACAAUCUUCCUGAUGAAGAAACUCAGGCUAGCCAUAUGCUUCAAAGUGAACAAUAAUGAGAUGGAAGCAGCAUUAUAAAAGCAAGUCAAGAGAAUAGAAGAUUUUUCAAAAGAUUAUCAGCCUUUAUCAACUAUUUUCUCAAUCCCAUUAUUGGUUAAAGAAGGAAAGCUUUCUUAACUCACUUCAAUAAAAAUAUGCCAUGAUUGAUAUGA